AUGGACUACCUUACGACGAACUUCCCAGGGGACAUGUCCAUCAACCAUUAUGAGCCGUUCAGGCUGCUGGAGCUGCCACUAGAGGUGUUGAUCAAAGUGUUGAUAUUCCUGGACGUGCCAGACCUCAUCAGUCUGAGCAAGACGUGCCAUUACUUGAAGGAGGUUGCCAACGAGAGGUUUAUAAGCCGGUGUCGGUUCUACUACACAAGAAACAGGCUCAACUGCAGAAUUGGCCUGCGGCCAGAUACUACUGUGCUGUACGAGCAGCAUAUAAUACCGAACAAGGACAUCACAGUGAGUGCCGAGCUGCUGUCGACAGCCUCCACGCUGGAGAAGAACCUCCGGAGGGAUUCCUUAAGCAAGAGCUUGAGGAAGAGACCAAGCAUCGAGGAGUUGAAGCAGAAGAGAAUAGUGAGGAACCCGGACACGGGUGCUGUGGACGAUAUCAAGUUGAAAUUGCAGAAUGAGGCGCUGUCAGAGAUGCUCAAACUGUUGCUGAGGAGCUGGAGAUUCCAAAAGAAGAUUGUGAAGAGUGAUGUUAAGAUGUUUGUCGAAAACGACAUGGAUGCAGAGUAUAUGCAAAUUUAUCAAAAGGUGUUGAACGUUGCAACGUUCCCUAGUUUCACGCCGAAGGAGACUUCAAAGAAGUUAGCAUCGAGCUCAGUAUCCUCACCAGCGUCAUCAGCUGGUUCGUCAUCGUCGCGCCAUUGCUCUGUGGACUCGACAUCUGAUAAUAGCCCACCACAGACGCCUGUAAUGAGUCGCGUCACUAGUGGCGACUUCAGCACAGAAUCAACUCCUGACCACGACUUGAACAGUGGUGAUAUACAAUCAAUUCAUGCAGUGGACACAGUUGAUCAUGGAAUACCGAUGACUCCACAGAGAGGGAAUGAUGGUUCAGCAUCCCAUCCUUCAAGAAGAACAGAAUCUCUCAAUAUGAAAGAUCAAUUACACUCUGUGAGUAUGCGAAAGAAGUACUUCGAAGAGCUUGCGUCAGAUGCAAGCCAUCCUUCAGGUUCUAGGAGAUCUAUCUCAAGUCCUGAAAAAGUAUUGAACCACAUUGAUCGGUGCAAGGAUCCAAAACUAUGGGGUAAACCAAGUAGAACAAUGUUGAAGGCCCUUGUUGAUGAUGAUGUCAUCCAUUAUGAGAAGCUAAAAUGA
Messenger RNA from Williopsis jadinii, 1161 nucleotides. RefSeq names its product Mfb1p (gene MFB1). The coding region runs from base 1 to 1161 and encodes 386 amino acids. Lineage: Eukaryota; Fungi; Ascomycota; Saccharomycetes; Phaffomycetales; Wickerhamomycetaceae. The record is from RefSeq and is a predicted model, not a curated record. Gene Ontology annotation, molecular function: protein binding. The transcript has a single exon.